Vitrella brassicaformis is the source of this 638-nucleotide messenger RNA. NCBI's taxonomy places the organism in Eukaryota, Vitrellaceae. The record is from the annotation of a GenBank genome assembly.
AUGGGCAGCAACGGGAGCAGUGGGGACGACGAGUCGUCCUCUGACUCAGAGGAGGACAAGAGAGGGAGGCGGCCAGCCAAGCGCAGGGACAAGGCUGCCAAGGCCGGUGCUGCUGCUGGUGGUGGGCUGCUGAGCGGCGCCACGACGGACAAAAAGGAGCGGCGCCGGAAGAGAAAACAGAGGGGCGAGGGCGACGAGGGGGAGGGGCGCAAGGGCGACAUGAUGGCGUUGCAGAAGACCAGUUUGUACGGCCACAACCUGGGCACCGAGGGGCUGGACGAGGGGGAGGUGCAGCGGCAGAUGAAGAGAAUGAGACAGGAGCAACAAGACGUUGACGUCGACGAGAGGUGAGCCAGGGAGUGACCACACACCCACCCGACACACCACACAUGGACAUUCACGUUCCUUUCCUGGCCGUGUGCAGGCGUCGGUCGUAUCACAGCAUCGCCGGCACCAACGCGCUGGGCACCGUCACUGCAGAGGAGAUGGAGGUCAGCGAAGACCACACGCAUGUGGACUGCCUGACAUCGACGCGUUGCGCCAUGCUCCCUCUCUGUGUUUGUGUCUGUUGGUUCCCUCAGGCGUACAGUCGCAGCCGCGUGCACGCCGACGAUCCCAUGAAGGCCUUCCUCAAGUGA